Molecule: messenger RNA, 1636 nt
Organism: Lottia gigantea (owl limpet)
Lineage: Eukaryota; Metazoa; Mollusca; Gastropoda; Lottiidae
Exons: 4
Coding region: 28-879 (283 amino acids)
Molecular function (GO): oxidoreductase activity
Source: RefSeq, a predicted model, not a curated record
GUUGAAAGAUUACGGUAGAUAACAGAUAUGAAAACUGCCUUGGUAAUUGGUGCCUCGCGAGGCAUUGGGAGGGAAAUCAGUCUUACUCUUUCUAGAAAUGGCUUUAAUGUUUGUGUGGCUGCAAAAACAACAGAUGAAUCAAAACAACUUCCAGGGACGAUAUAUUCUGUUAGCAAAGAAAUACAAGAUUUGGGUGGAAGUGCUCUACCAGUGAAAUGUAAUGUACGAGAUAUGACUGAGGUGAAAAAUACAGUUAAAACUUGUAUGGAUAAAUUUGGGGGAAUUGAUGUGGCUGUUUACAAUGCUGGGUCAAUCUUUUGGGAGAAAGUUUGCAGAACACCUUUAAAAAGAUUUGAUCUCAUGUUAGACGUGAAUUUACGUGGCUCUUAUUCUAUGGUAGAGGAAUUACUCCCGGUUUAUCAAGAACAGAAAUCAGGGAAGUUUAUAAUGGUUUCACCCCCCAUAUAUUCCAGAUUUUUUGAAGGCAAGACACCAUAUUCAAUUAGUAAGAUUGGUGUUAGUAUUUUAACUCAAGGACUAGCUAAAGAAUUAAAAGAUACAGGUAUAAGCAUAACAUCUCUCUGGCCAGCCACUGGAAUCAAGUCGCAUGUUACUGAUGUUAAUCACAUUGAACAAAAAUUAUUGAGAAAAGCUACAAUAGUUGCUGAUGCUUGUCUUCGAAUAGCACAAGAACGGUCUGGCAAGUUGAAUGGAAAGUGCCUUAUAGACGAAGAUUUUUUAAGAUCAGAAGGCGUCACCGAUUUCACACAAUACAGAUGUGACCCCCGUUUCGAACCUCCAAGGAUGAUGCCUGCUGAAUUUCCCUCACUCAAAGUUAAAGAAGAAGGGGAUUCAUUUAAAGUCUUUUCAAAAUUAUAAUCAGUAGAAAGAUAGAGCAGUCUCGUCUGAUUGAGUAUCAUUUUUGAUAAGGAAAGCUUGUACGUGUGUUUACAGCGUCAAAGAGAGAUGAAACGAUGAUACAUGAACAUAUCUUGUCAAUAUCCACCAGAAAUUGUUAUUGAAAUUAAGAAAGGAUACAGUCUUUCAGUGUUCUAGAACUAAUGAUGAUUAAUUAAAAUCAGAUCUAUUUCUUACUCUACACGUUCAGUUUAUUUAUUAAACACAAUCUUAAGUCAAUAUCUAUCACACAAUGUCACGAUAUGGCUUAACCCUCAAAUCAUAUUUUGCCACUUUGCAAUCACUUACAAAUGCCUUGUGCUCGUUACGGCGUUAAAACAUCACGUACAGGGCUGAAGAUGUGCAAAUCCGUAGCGAAUAGUAAUACUUCUAGCACGCCAAUUGAUCCGACGAGUCGGGCGCGUGUUUCCAAGGAGCAUGCCUUGUUUGAAUCGAGUGAUUAUCAGAAAGGCUGUUAGUAAUCCAUACUGGAUGAAACACAAGCAAACAUCUUUAUUUAAAGACAGUGUUCCGUGCCAAGAACUGUGUUUGUGCUAAUGCAGCAAGAUUGGGGGGGUAUCUUGUUAUAGUGUGACCCCUAUAUUUGUCUACAAUUAACGUGACUGAUUUUUGCCGUAGCAACGUGCAAUUCUGUCCAAUUUGAACAUGUUUGAUUGUAACAGUAAUCCUCCCUUCUUAUAAUUAAUACGCUAGGUGGAAGAGAUUAAACUAUUCUUGG